Molecule: messenger RNA, 1426 nt
Organism: Chanos chanos (milkfish)
Lineage: Eukaryota; Metazoa; Chordata; Actinopteri; Gonorynchiformes; Chanidae
Gene: rpz
Product: rapunzel
Exons: 3
Coding region: 153-836 (227 amino acids)
Source: RefSeq, a predicted model, not a curated record
AUAGGGAAUUUGGAGAGGGUGGUUGCAGGCAGAAGAGGCUAAUCAACAAGGAAUCUCCUGCACUUAAGAGCCUAGACCAAGCUUCCUGCCUCCGUAACUCAAGGCGACCACAACGCUAUUGUCAGUUUUAAAGGGGUCUCUGUCUGGUUGCCAUGGCUGAUAUGGAGAUCUUGGAGGACCGUGACAAGGUGAAGAAAGGUCUGAUAAAGGUUAUGCAGUGCGUGGCCACUAUCUCUUCGGCGGCUGCCGUGGUGAACCCAAUUUUCGGUGUUGCUGGUUCUCUGAUCCGUGUUGUGCUACACCACGUGGACGAUGAAGAAAUCCAGACUCUCAAACGUGAGUUCGGUAGUGUCAAUCGGUCACUCAAUGAAAUCUCCCAGCAGAACCACAACGCUCUGAUGCAGAUUAAGAAAGAGACGGUGGAUGGCCAGUACUGCAAGGUGGAGGAGAACAUUCGCCAUCAGUUCCGUAAGUUCAUGGAGAUUGUGGAGGCGCGACCGGAGCAACAGCAACGCAAGAAAGAUGAUUUUGAGGAGAACUACUCCAAUGACCUGGGAGACCAGAACCUACAUACCCUGUACGACGGUGUGAUGGGCAAGCCCAAGCUUUUCAGUAAACCGAUCCUGGAAGUGUACCUGAAGCACUCCAACGGCGACAGACGCGUCAUGGAAAACCUGUGCACGCGCCUCACCUACCUUUUCUGUAUCGGCCUGAUCGCCCUCAUGGGAUACGCUGCGGUCAUCGGGGAUGAUGAAGAGUCUCUGCAUGAGGAGUGGGCAGAGAGGAUGGUGAACGUGCAGGAGAAAAUGCAGGAGGUCCUGAGGAGGUGCAAGUGAUUCUCUUUCUCCCGCAUGCAGAAGACCUCUUUCCACAUUCCCCACAAGUCUCAACCCUCACUUUAUCCUCUCUUUAUAAUCCUUCCCCCUCAUUGGUCUUUCAUGCUGUAUCCCAGGGCAUCCUCAAGCCACUACAAAUCUCAUCUAACUUUCUCCCUUCCCUGGCUUCUUCGUUAUGGUUUAAUGGAUUGUUCUGCAAAUUUAAACAUUUUAUGAGAAUGACAAGUGCUGUACAGUGCUCACACUACGUUGCUAUAUUAUAUGAAAGUUCAUUGAGAACACUAGAAAGACCAAGUAGGAUGCAUUGAGGAAUUUGAUUUACUCUGACCCGUUAUUUGCAGUUAACACUCAAUGAACAGCCCACACCUAAGCCAUACAAAUUCACUUGACUCCAUUUUACAUGACAGCCUCAUACAAAUCUAAUGGAAUAAUGGCAGAAUAGCUGUGCAGUAGCUAGGAAAGUAUUCUGUCAUAGCAUGUGCAUCUAAUCAGCCUGUAUAACUACCAGAAAAUGACAUGUACAUUGUGAUUAUGCACCAAAGAAGGAGUGUAACAGAUGAAGUGGUAGAUUUGAUUAUAUAACGACAACA